Engraulis encrasicolus (European anchovy) is the source of this 858-nucleotide messenger RNA. It is a transcript of the gene kcnk17, whose product is annotated as potassium channel, subfamily K, member 17. The record is from RefSeq and is a predicted model, not a curated record. Gene Ontology annotation, molecular function: outward rectifier potassium channel activity; potassium ion leak channel activity. The transcript is spliced from 5 exons. Bases 1 to 858 code for a protein of 285 amino acids. Gene Ontology annotation, cellular component: plasma membrane. Lineage: Eukaryota; Metazoa; Chordata; Actinopteri; Clupeiformes; Engraulidae. Gene Ontology annotation, biological process: potassium ion transmembrane transport; stabilization of membrane potential.
AUGCAGUUUGUUCCUCGGCUGCCCACCAUCCUCCUGCUGGGUGUGGUGUACGUUUUGUACCUACUGAUCGGAGGAGCCGUGUUUUGGACACUGGAGGGGGAGCACGUGGGGGAGAACCUGCAGACGCUGCGGGAGGAGAAGAGCCGGGUGCUGAGGAAGUACACCUGUCUGGACCAGGACAGCCUGGAGGAGGUGGCACAGCUGGUGCGGUCGGCGUCUAAGUACGGGCUGAGCCUGAAGAGUAACUCCACAGCUGACGGCUUCUGGAAGUUCACCAGCUCCGCCGUCUUCGCCGCCACCGUCGUCACAACCAUCGGAUAUGGCAACAUCAGUCCCAGUACGAUGUAUGGGCAGAUCUUCACCGUCUUCUUCGCGCUGAUCGGCAUCCCUCUCAACGUGGUCGUCCUGAACAAGAUCGGCAAGUACAUGCUGAACAUAGAGAAGAAGUUCUGUGAGUUUGUGGCCAAGAAGACAAAUCGCAAAAAGUGUGUGCGGGUGUUGAUCCACAGCGUGUCGUUCGUGCUGCUGGCGGUGCUGUAUUUCGUGGCCCCGGUGUUGAUCUUCCAGCAGUAUGAGGGCUGGACCCACGCCGAGGCCUUCUACUACUGCUUCAUCACGCUCAGCACCAUCGGGUUCGGGGACUACGUAGCCGAUGACAACCCUGACCGGCAUUACCCGGAGUGGUAUGGCUCCAUCAUGGCCGCCUGGAUCUUCUUCGGCCUGGCCUGGCUGGCCGUCCUCAUCAACCACUCCAUAGACCUGCUGGAGCACUUCAACGAGUACCUGAAGCAGAAGAGAGAGGGGAACGCAGACACCACCGACGCCACUCAGGAGAAGGACAGCACUAAGGGACAGUGA